AGCUGCUUUCUUCCCCUCAGGAGGAGGAGGGGGAAGAACAAGAAAUUUCCACCGCUCCGCCGGGUGGCCCUCCGCACUCGUCCCCCAUGCCCUGCUCUCUCACCCCUUCAACCCUGCGUCGAAGUCGGAACCUGCCCUACACCGGAACUGUCGGCCACGCCUCCGCGCCGCACUUCGGACCUCGCUCGGAGUCGCACCACGAAGAGCGGAAGUGGAGGGCGGAUCUUCCUGUUUCCCCCGCGGCGGCGGCCUGGUCCUCGGUAGGUCCUGCCGGGCUUCUGGCACUCGUGGUGCGGCCGGGAUCGCGGUCCUUUGGGCGGACCCGAACGACGCUGCCAUGGCCGGCGCUGUGGACUUCAGAACGAAUGCGGAUCAAGCUUGCAGAGCUGCUGAAGAAUUUGCAAGCAUUUACUAUGAAACUAUGGAUAAAAGACGGCGGGUGUUGACCAGGCUUUACCUGGACAAAGCAACAUUAAUCUGGAAUGGGAAUGCCAUCUCUGGACAAGAAGCUCUGGCUGACUUUUUCGAAAUGCUGCCUUCCAGUGAGUUCCAGGUGACCUUGUUUGACUGCCAGCCUGUUCACGAGCAAGCAACUCUGAACCAGGCCACAGUCCUUGUCGUGACUUGCGGGAUCGUGAAGUUUGACGGCAGCAAUAAACGCUACUUCAACCAGAACUUCUUGUUAACAGCGCAGACCACAAACAACAACACGGUGUGGAAGAUCAUGAGCGACUGCUUCCGCUUUCAAGACUGGCAGAGUUAGGGGGUGUAGGAAGCAGGCGCUUUGGGCAACGGACUCCGUUUUUUGAAUGGUCAAAGACUGGAAACGAGAUGUUUCUCCUCCCCCCCCCCCCCCCCCCGUAGUCCCUUUGCUCUUUUGGAAGUUGUCAGGACUUACUGGUUUUGUGACAGAACAAAACUUUAAACCAUGUUUAGAACGGAAGAACUUCUGUACCGUCAAGAUAAGCUCUGCUGCAGGAAAAAGCUUUUCCUUCCGGGGGGGGUUGUGACGCUAGUGGGGUGCCGCGGCAUUGGAAUUCCGGGAAAUUCUCUUCGGGUGCUGCGGAAGAGUCUCUCGCCGUAAUGUGUUGUGUACAGGUUGGACGCCGGCUCUUCUACACGUUUUUUGUUCCAACCCGCUUCCCUGCUGAUCACUGUCACUCUCCACUUGUAUGUUUUUGUGAGAAAUUAAAAAAAAAUACCUCUAGCUGUGAUAGAAAA
This is a messenger RNA of Heteronotia binoei (common prickly gecko), 1221 nucleotides long. RefSeq names its product NTF2-related export protein 2-like. The record is from RefSeq and is a predicted model, not a curated record. Lineage: Eukaryota; Metazoa; Chordata; Lepidosauria; Squamata; Gekkonidae. The transcript has 4 exons. Gene Ontology annotation, biological process: protein import into nucleus. Gene Ontology annotation, cellular component: nuclear pore central transport channel. Bases 338 to 763 code for a protein of 141 amino acids.